This is a messenger RNA of Cyprinodon variegatus (sheepshead minnow), 2718 nucleotides long. RefSeq names its product zinc finger protein 135-like. Bases 292 to 2613 code for a protein of 773 amino acids. Gene Ontology annotation, biological process: regulation of DNA-templated transcription. Lineage: Eukaryota; Metazoa; Chordata; Actinopteri; Cyprinodontiformes; Cyprinodontidae. The transcript is spliced from 4 exons. Gene Ontology annotation, molecular function: RNA polymerase II cis-regulatory region sequence-specific DNA binding; DNA-binding transcription factor activity, RNA polymerase II-specific. The record is from RefSeq and is a predicted model, not a curated record.
AGUUGCGUCUUUCUUCUACACUUUACGGUAUUCUUGUUGUCAUCACUUCCGUAAAGCGAGAGCUCGCGUUGUUUAUGUCCUCUGAUGGCACCAAGUAACUGUUGCUAGCUUAAAAGCUGGCUUGAUAAAAAUGACAAACAGAUUAAAUGGAAGGAGAGGUGGUCUGUGAGCGCUUAGCGGGCCUAACAUCGCUCUUUACCUGCAAGCAGGAGACCUGAAUCCAGGCGCUUCUUCCUCUCUUUUUUCUUUUUUGUAAAGUUUAGCCCCGUUUUUUCAGGGAUUCCGUUCAUUAUGUUGAACGGCGUGGCUCUGCGCUCCCAGAUCGCCUCCGUGAUCGAUGCUCUGGCCAAAGCAGCCGUGGCGGAGAUCUCCAAAGUGGUGGAGGACGGGAUGGUGGUGCUGCGGCUGGAGAUGUGUCAGCGGGAGGAUGAGAUCGAGAGGCUGAAGAGCAGCAUGGAGGUCCUGCAUGGAGAGCUGAGGGCGGCGCGGCAGGCGGAGAGCCGGCGGCCCCCGGAGCUCCGCGGAGCAGACGAAAGUCAUCAGGGUGUUGGAAAUGAGCAGAUCUUGGCUGAAAAGGCUUCCUCUGAUGAAAAGCACAGCCUGCCAUCCGUACCUGAAGUACAGGUGAAAUGUGAACCCGUGGAGCAGAGAAGUGAGGACAGCAGAGCGCCGCUGGAAGGGUCUCUGUACGGAGGAGGCCAGUGGAGAUCAGGGACACAGAAGGAGGCCGGAGGCAGCAGCUCUGACUACCUAAGUUUAGGUCAGAACUCCUUCUCCUGUCUCUCUGAGCCGCCUUUGGACGGCGGCCUGGUCUUGUCCUGCGGCACGUCGGGCGGGUUUCCUCAGAGCCCGUUCAGCCGAGGGCUUAUGGGUUACAACCAGUACAGGAACACGGUUCGGAGACGAACGGUGAAGAGGCUGAUGUUCAAGAAAGGCUUCAUCUGUCCGUACUGCGGCAAGUGCUUCGAACGCGCCGGGCACCUCGAGAGACACAAGAGGAUUCACACCGGCGAGAAACCGUACCGCUGCGAGAUCUGUGGACGGCGGUUCAAUCAGAAGUGCAGCCUUAAGGAGCACAUGAAGAUUCACAGAAGAAGUCUUCAGACCAGACCAGAAGAAGUCCCAAUAAGCCAACAAUUCCCAGUACCGCAGGUGAAUCAGUGUGUGGAAGGGCCCCGCCCUGAAGAGGCUAGUCAAGCAAAGGUGGAAGACAACCAAACCAAGACCGAGGAGGUUCCCCCAACAUCCGUCCAGGUGAAAUCUGAGCCAGUUGAGGAAAACAUAACACAACCACAGCUACAUGUGGAAAACAACGAGACCAACAACAGAGUAGAAAACAUGGGAGAAAAUCUACCACCAGUGGAUCAAGGCAUCACACCCUGGGGGUCCAGGUUACAGAACAAUUCAGAACUGAGCAAAGCAGAAUUUCUGAACAGUCCGUCACAGAACAUGUCUUCCUUCCCUGCCAUUGCUCAGUUACUCCAGCCAUCAGAAGAACCUUCCUAUAGUAACUUCUCUGUCCGAGGGAAACUGUAUGGGCAGCUGAAAAACUGCACAGUCCCACAGACGCCUUAUGGACCUUCGGGUGCUGUUCUCAUACCCGGUAACCCAGGCUUUCAUGGUAUGACAGACGUCUCCAACCACCACAGACAGAGGAAAAACAGAUCGUAUCGCGUUCUGAAGCCAAAGAAAUGCUUUGUUUGCUCCUACUGCGGGAAGAUCUUUGAGCGAGCCGGACACCUGGAAAGACACCUGCGAAUUCACACCGGGGAGAAGCCGUACGGCUGCCAAAUCUGCGGAAGGUGCUUCAAUCAGAAGAGCAGCCUCAAAGGUCACAUGAAGACUCACAGAAACGGGGAGACGACAGACAUGCUGGAGGCCCACCACGUGAUGUUCACAGUGCCCGAUAAUCAACUGAUGGAGAACUAUGGAGAAACUAGUAACGGACCAACAGCUGCAGAGGAACAGUUCCCCGGCCCUGCGUUCACUCACUCUAUAAAAGAGGAACCCAUGACGGCGAACCAGCAGCCCAGCCAGGAAAAUUUCCUCUCAUCUUCUCAGAUAGGGACCGACAAUAGAGCCGGAGCUGCGGACAAACCGUUAUUUUGGACUUCUGCUACGGAGGAAAAUAUUGAAAGCCCUGAUGAGCCCAUCUGUGUGCUGUUACAAGAUGUGAAGUAUCACCACGGUUCCCCAGGAGGGGGAGCCAGUGAGCAGCAGGGAUUCACCUCACAGAUGAAGGAUCUGGCUUUUAUUGACAACAAAGCAAAGAAGGAUCCGUAUUUAGCUGUGGGGUUACAGCAAAGAACCUCAAAUCUCAGUCAUGAGCUGGCUGCAGGGGAUUUCUGCUCUGAGAGCGACGCCAUGAACCAGGAGGGCGUCUAUGAGUUUAACCGGAGGGCUUCAGACAGCUAUGAGGACGGCUGCAGCGGAGACCCCAGCAGACAGAACUACAUCUGCUCCAGUUGUGGGCAAAGCUUCGAUAGCUUCCAUAUUUUCCAGGAGCACCAGUGUGAAAAAGUUUCAGAGCAGCCUUUGAGCUGUGAGAUGUGUGGGAAAACUUUCAGCCAGCUUAGCAUCCUGAAGCUGCACUUAAAACUACAUGCAAAAUAAACCCAUCAACUGUUCAUAUAUUUUUCAUUGUAUGAAACCAAACUGGUUCCUUCAAUAAAAACACUAAUGAAGAAAAUUAAAAACAUAAACUUUUAUAUUUCUGAA